AUGGCCAAGUUUCAGCUUGUUUCACUGUUCGAUCAUCAAGAUAAGAUUCAGGAUUGUGUAAAGUUGCUAAACGAAGUAAGUUUAUUGGAGAUUCCUGUUGAUUUUUAGGUGUAGAAAGCAAAUGUUGGUAAAGAGGUGGAUUCUAAAUAGAAGAUCUGACAAUAAUAGGCUUGUUUUAUUGUUUUAAAAACUUGAGAAAGAUGAAGUUUUAGUAUAUUUUUGAAGAAAUUGGAGUUUUUUCAAUGUGAACAGACAAAGUUUUGAAAGACUUGGUAUUUUUUACAUGGUGUUUAUUGUAACCUUUUCCAGCAGUUAGCUAAAGACGUGGAAGUUUGAGCGAUUGUAGCUUAUGUACUUACGCUACUACUAAAGUAAAAUUUGUUUAGGAGUUUAUGAGUUUUGUAAACUUACAGUAAUUUUACCGCAUCUGUUUUCAAUAUUAUAAAAUUUCUUUUCUAUAAUACAAACUUAAGUUUAUAACUAAAUUAUAGGGGUUAUAUUAAAGUUUAAAAGAUUAUUUAUUUUAAUGUUAUCUUUUUGUAGGAAUGGCCAAAAUCCGGAGCGUUUCGUUUGAAUUCGUUGAACAAGUAUUGUAAGUCAUGUCCUCCAAUGUCAUUGUUGCUUCUGAAUGAAGAAACAAGAGAAUUGAUAGGGCAUGCAAGGUUUUUGAAUGUUUGCAAUUAUGGUGGAGGCAGGGCAGCUUAUUUGGAGUCUUUAAUAAUUGCUAAACAACAUCGUGGAAAAGGCUAUGGCAAAAUAUUGGUUCACAAGUGUGUUCAGAAGGCUACAGAUGAUGGUUAUAAUGUGGUGGGUUUUUUAUAGUUUUAAUCUAUGUUUUUUAUUGUGAGCUAAUACUAUAAUACCAGAUUGUUAAUUAUAUUUGACAAUCUGGUAUUAUACUUUAUUUUACUGUGGGUAAACCUGGCUUAUUAUUGAGAUUUUUGGGCGUUUUUUGACAAGAAACCUCUAGUUCGAUAUAGCUACGUGAUUGUAGACAUAAAUUAUGCUUUUAAACUUAAAUACGAACAAGAUCAAUAGGUUUAUUAAAUAUUUUAGUUCAUAUUUAAAUAAUUUACGCUAUUUGUUGUUGGUAGACUUAUUUUUCGUUUAAAGUUUAACAAUAAUAAAUAAUUUUUAGGUGAUUUUGUGUACAGAAGAUCAGAUGUUGUUUUACGAGAAAUGUGGCUUCGAAUGGUGCGAGUUUCUACCAGUUUCAACGAUGGAAAUGGAAUCUUGUGUAGCUAACUCAAUUGUCUUUUCUGAAAUCAAGCCUAUUGGAAGUGAAAAGAGAAGACAUUUGUUAAGUUUAUUGGGGAAAAGUGAAGAAAAAUGUGGUAUGAAUGGUACUGUAGUUGUUAAUGGCUGUUCUGUUGGGACGACAGAAAACGGGUGUACUAAUGGUACUACGAUAGACAAAGAAGUUGUUAGUGACACUACAUUUAAAGCUGAUUCAAAAAGCAAGAUUACUGUUGCAAAUGAACACAAGGAAGUUGUUGUAGAUAAUGUUUUACAAAAUGGUCUUCAAAGUGAAGUAGAAAGUACAAAAACAUUUGGUAUUCAGGGUUCUGGCAAUAAGAACGUACCUCCACCGCCGCCUCCACUAUUACCACAAGCUAAAAGGGCUAAUAGAUUUGUUAAACAAGAACAAUUUAUGUUCAUGUAUUUAGUUUAA
Messenger RNA from Bursaphelenchus okinawaensis, 1672 nucleotides. NCBI's taxonomy places the organism in Eukaryota, Metazoa, Nematoda, Chromadorea, Rhabditida, Aphelenchoididae. The record is from the annotation of a GenBank genome assembly.